AUGAUCAGAAUAAGUGGAUUAGAUGUUCUUGUGAUAACCAUUCUGGGUAUUAUCCAGCUCUGUAAUACACAUAUCUUGCCUCGGCGUUCACAGGCAUGCGCAGCGGCACCAGCAGACAUCCUGUUCCUCCUGGAUUCUUCCAGAAGUGAGGGAUUCUAUAACUUUGAACUUCAGAAGAAUUUUGUCUCAAAGUUUGUCACAUUCUUAAACAUCGGACCAAAUGACGCUCAAGUCUCUGUAGGAACAUUCUCCACACACGCUAACAGCUUCUUUUUACUCAACUCUUAUCACAAUCAAUACAGUCUCCUAAAUGCCAUUGCACGGAUACCAUACCUACCUGGAGGAACACACACGGAUUAUGCUUUAUAUAUGGCUGAACACUACACAUUUACUCCAAAGAAUGGCGACCGUCUCACUGCUCCAAACAUAGUAUACGUCCUGACAGACGGAGAGUCCGAUAGCCAAUAUCAUACACAUAUAGCAGCACAACAUCUCAAAGGCACUGGGGCUAAGGUGUUUGCCAUUGGAGUCGGCCAUGUUUCUAUGAAUGAACUGAUUGCUAUGGCUACAGAUCAUGAACACGUGUUUACUGUGAACAGUUUUACUGAUCUAGAAUCUAUACAGCACCUAGUGCAGGCAACAUAUUGUGACGUAAUAAGUGGAACCUUAUGUAUCGACAAGAUUUCAAGCUGUUAUACAUAUUCUAAGAGUGUUUGCUUAGAACCUAGUUUUGUGGCCUGGGCACAGAUGAAUUGUCCUGACUACUGCGGAUUUUGUCAGAUAAACACACCGAUUCCACCAACAAUACAGAUUCCAACCAUCCCAUCAGCUAAAUCAACAACAGUUUUACCAGCGACAAAAGCAACUCCUUUACCUUCGACAACAAUUAAAUUGACAACAUCAACGAUUAAAACAUCAACAACAAAGGGACCAUGCGUAGACAAAAUUACAAACUGUGCUGCCUAUGGAGACUCUGUGUGCACUACUUACAGACUUUGGUCCAUAGAAAAUUGUGCUAGAUUCUGUGUGUUUUGUCAUGAUAAAAAUAUGACACCAACGACACAAACAUCAGUAAAGACCACUAAUGCAGCAACAUCCACUUCACAAAGAGUUUAUGACGUCUGUGAAGACAAACUUGCAAAAUGUAGUACCUAUGGAAUAGAUAUCUGUGUCAAAUACGCAUCUUGGGCAGCAGUUCAAUGUCCAAAGUUCUGUCGGUUUUGCACACACACGGUGACCACACCACCGUCCGCUUCUCUAGACACGGUGACCACACCACCGUCCGCUACACAAAAACCAUCCUGUGCUAAAACCCCAGCUGAUAUCUUAUUUGUGCUUGAUGCGUCCACUAGCAUAAAAAUCACUAACUUUGAAAAAGAGAGGAAUUUCGUGGCAGGCUUCGUGAAUGAUCUGGACAUUGGACCUAAUGAUGUACAAGUUUCUGUAGGGACAUUUUCUGAUAAUGCACGUGGAUACUUUUACUUACAUACACAUCAAAAUAAGACAGAUCUUUUGAACGCAAUUCGAAACAUUCCGUAUGAGUACGGACAAACGCAUACACAUCUUGCUUUCCAACUGGCAGAACAGUAUAUUUUCACAAACUUCAGUGGAGAUAGACCAUCAGCUACAAACAUCGUUUUUGUUUUAACUGACGGCCAAUCUCAAAAUCAUACGGCUACUUUCUUAGGGGCUCAAAAAUUAAAGGAUGCUGGUGUAAAGAUAUAUGCUAUUGGAAUAGGAGGACAUGUUCAAAAAAGCGAACUACAGGACAUAGCCAGUGACAGUGGUCAUGUCUUUAUGGUGGACAGCUUCGCCGAUUUACCAUCUAUACAUAACCUCGUGCAGAGAACGUACUGCGAAGGCUAUUCAAGUACAGUCAAAACCCCUGUUACUGUCAGCUCGUCAACAACUCAGAAAUCAACAUCAUCCUCGCCAGCAAAAUCAACCACCUCAAUUACUAGCAAAUCAGCAAGCGAAACGAUGACCAAAUCGACGAUAACGGCAUCUCCAACUAUUACGACCCAAUCUGUAGGAACAACUGCACCGAUAUCAACAACACCCACAUCGCAGACGACAGUUGUCACAGCAUCGUCUGCAAUAACACCAACAACGCAGACGACAGUUGCCACAGCAUCGUCUGCAACAACAUCUCCAACACCAACAUCAACAGUGACAACAAAAUCGACAACAGCUUCAUCAACAACAAUUGCAACACCACCUCCUAUUCCUAGUGGUCCCUGUGUAGACAAAAUAGGAAACUGUGCUGGUUAUGGAGAUGGCGUUUGUUUAACUUACAGGAAGUGGUCGGUCAUGAACUGUGCACGGUUUUGUUUGUUUUGUCACGGUAGUGAUAAUACAGGAACCACACAAACCACCACACCCCCACCGACUCCACCCCUAACCACAAGAAACUAUACAGUGUGUGAAGAUAAGGUACCAACGUGCAUCAAUUACGGCCCUGAGAUUUGUUUUAAGUAUACUUCAUGGGCGGCUGUUCAGUGUCCAAAAUUUUGUGUAUUUUGUAAGGCCACCGAUACUACAACCACUACGAGCACCACAACUACCACGACCACCACCAUGCCAUCUCCCACCUCCCCACGUAUCUGUGCUGAUACCGAGAAUAACAACUGCAGCACUGCUGGUCCAAUUAUCUGCUUUGAAAAUCAGGUGUAUGCAGAAAACAACUGCCCUGUAUUCUGUAAUUUCUGCACACCCCCGGUUAUAACCCUAGGAGUGACUGCCCUUCCAGCAUUUCAAUCCAGUACAACAUCCAAACCUAUGACUACAAAUCCUGAUGUUAUAGUGAUAGGAAAAAAACGACACGACAAACUCUACAGAAGACUGUCUGGAUACAGAAAAUCAGUUAGAAACUGA
Molecule: messenger RNA, 2874 nt
Organism: Saccostrea echinata
Lineage: Eukaryota; Metazoa; Mollusca; Bivalvia; Ostreida; Ostreidae
Product: mucin-5AC-like
Exons: 20
Coding region: 1-2874 (957 amino acids)
Source: RefSeq, a predicted model, not a curated record